ACUUGGGAAAGUCUCUUCUCCUGGUAAACAUAGGGGGUAGCCCAGGCCCUUCAGAUAAGUCUACUCUCUAACUUGCUGGGCACCCGGGCAACCCUUCCCUUCCUCAGGCCUCAGUUUCCUCCUCGGUACAAGAGAAGGGGGGCUUCCCAGAGGAGUAUGUCCCGUCUCUGAAGAACAAAGGCAGAAGAGGGGGCAGCUGGAAGACUGACAAGGAGGUCAUCUCUCUGGAGAAGGCAGCAGGGUCUGGGCUGGACAGCUGCCUUGAGAAUCCUAAAGGCAGUCAAGGGCAAGAGGGUGGCCAGAAUGAAACUUGGGCUCUACAUCUUCCUCCUCUCCCUGGUCACGUGGGUCAGGGCACAGCCCAGGGGACCCUCUGAGAAUGGGGCAAAAUCCCCAUCGUCAGACAGGCCACAGGGGCGACCAGAGCCCACCAACCUGAGCAUGCCUCUCCUGCCAGCCGACUUCCACGAGAAGAACACAGUAACGCACGACCUGAUGGUAGAGGAGGAGGAGGAGGAGGACUACCUGGACCUGGAGAAAAUCUUCAGCGACGAUGAUGACUACAUCGACAUCAUCGAUGCCGUCUCACCCACGGACCCGGAGGCCAAGCCGGGAAACCUCCUGGAGCUGUUCCAAGGCAAGAGUCGCAUCCAGCGGCUCAACAUCCUCAACGCCAAGUUUGCUUUCGACCUGUACCGGACCCUGAAGGAGGCGGCCGAGCCCAACAGCAACGUCCUCCUCGCCCCGGUGGGCGUCUCUACCGCCAUGGCCAUGAUCUCCCUGGGGCUCGGGGGCAGCACCCACGAGCAGGUCCACGCGGCCCUGCACUUCAAGGACUUCGUGAACGCCAGCAGCAAGUAUGAGACACAGACGGUGCACAACCUCUUCCGCAAGCUGACCCACCGGCUCUUCAGGAGGAACUUCGGCUACACUCUGCGCUCCGUGAAUGAGCUCUACGUGCACAGGCGGAUCCCCAUCCUGGAGGCCUUCCAGACCCAGAUGAAGGAGUUUUACUUUGCCGAGGCCCAGCGCGCCGACUUCUCCGAGCCUGCCUUUGUCAGCAAGACCAAUGAGCACAUUCUGAAAGUGACCAAGGGCCUGAUCAAGGACGCGCUGGGGAGCAUAGAGCCCCUGACCCAGAUGCUGAUCCUGAACUGCAUCUACUUCAAAGGUACCUGGGUGAACAAAUUCCCAGCGGAAAUGACACAUAACUCCAAUUUCCGCCUCAACGAGAAAGAGGUGGUCAAGGUCCCCAUGAUGCAGACCAAAGGCAACUUCCUUGUGGCCAACGACCAGGAGCUGGACUGUGAUGUGCUCCAGCUGCAGUACGUGGGGGGCAUCAGCAUGCUGAUCGUGAUGCCCCACAAGCUGGCAGGCAUGAGGGCCCUGGAGGCCCAGCUCAGCCCACAGGCGGUGGAGAGAUGGCAGAAAAGCAUGACCAAUAGAACACGUGAGAUUCGUCUGCCUAAGUUCAAGCUGGAAAAGAACUACAACCUGGUAGAUACUCUGAAAUCGAUGGGUAUAACCGAACUAUUUGAUCACAACGGAGACUUCUCCGGAAUAUCGGACCAAAAACUCGUCAUUGACUUGUUCAAGCAUCAAGGCACCAUCACGGUGAACGAAGAGGGGACCCAAGCGGCUGCUGUGACCACCGUGGGCUUCAUGCCCCUCUCCUCACAAGUUCGGUUCAUCGUUGACCGGCCUUUCCUGUUUCUCAUCUAUGAGCACCGCACCAGCUGUUUGCUCUUCAUGGGCCGCGUUUCCAAUCCCAGCAAGUCUUAGAUGGGGAGGCUGGGAGGCUCCUGUUGGAUCCUGGGAGAAUUCCCUUUCUGGUGAAACAAUGCUUGAAGGGGAUUUGUUCGCAAUGCUACUUUCAUAACCCACCGUGCCAAGUGAACGCACGGGCCGGGUCUCCCAACAGAAAUCACUACGCGUAGGCAUUCUGUUGGCAUCACUCUGUGUAGCAAACAGGGUCCAGAAUCCAGAGAAGCUGUGUGUGUCUGCACAGUCAAUGAAUCAUUAAAAGUAUCCUUAAGGAGAUGAUCUGAUUUCCUGUUUCUUUAGUGUUUUGGACCCACACAGGUCUUGGUUCCUUUGCUCUUUGGGCCUCCAGCCAUGCUGGGAAGGAGCUAACGGCCUUUCCCCAUGAUGCCGGGCUCUCCCUGACCAAGGCACUGGGUAUGGUGUGGGGCUAUGUCACUCGCUGGGAUGGGGAGGGUCGGAGGUUCUCUCUCUAGACACCAAUAAAGAUAAACCACUUUUAA
Messenger RNA from Monodelphis domestica (gray short-tailed opossum), 2264 nucleotides. The record is from RefSeq and is a predicted model, not a curated record. Lineage: Eukaryota; Metazoa; Chordata; Mammalia; Didelphimorphia; Didelphidae.